AUGGCUGUUAACACAAUUGGUGAAAUUUUCAUUUCAGAUACGGCCAAUCAUCGAAUUCUAAAGGUUUUAACGAAUGGUACUGUGGAAGUAAUUGGUGGAAAUGGAAUUUCUGGAUUUAGUGGAGAUGGUGAAUUGGCAAUUAAUGCCAAGUUGAAUCGUCCAACUAAAAUUGUCGUAGAUUCAGCAGGGAGAGUUGUUUUUUGUGAUAAUUCGAAUAAUAGAAUUCGUAUGAUUUCGAAUAAUGGUACUAUUUCAACUAUUGCAGGAAGUGGUACUGGAUUUGUACUGGGGGAUGGUGGGUUGGCUACUAAUGCAAUUUUAAAUAUGCCUACAGGUCUGACAAUCAAUUCAAUUGGUGAAAUUUUGAUUGCUGACACUAGUAACUUUAAAAUUCGAAAGAUUGAUCUGAAUGGAAUCAUUACCACAAUUGCUGGAUCUGGAAAUCAAGGUUUUGAAGGAGAUGGAGGAUUAGCAACAAGUGCCCCACUUAAUUUUCCAGCUGAUGUUUCUGUUCAUCCCACUACCAAUGAAGUUUUCAUAGCAGAUUCGAAUAAUCAUUGUGUCCGUAAAAUCUUGACUAAUGGUACCAUUUUUACAGUUGCAGGAAUAUGUGGUGCUCAGGGCCAAUCAUCAGAUGGCGGACUAGCUAUCAACUCACGUCUAAAUUACCCAAUUGGAGUUGCAAUCAGCUCAACAGGUGAUAUUUUCAUUGCUGAAAGAGACAAUAGCAAAGUUCGUAAGGUUUCUUCUAGCACUGGAAUAAUUUCAACUUUUGCAGGAAAUGGAGUUUUUGGAUUUAUGGGAGAUGGUAAAGCAGCUGUGAAUGCAUCAAUCUACAAUCCUUACAAUGUUGCUUUCAAUUCUGCAGGUGAAGCUUUCAUUUCUGACUAUGGUUCAGGAAAGAUUCGUAAAGUUUCUCUGAAUGGAAUAAUAACAACAGUUGUGGGAGAGUACUUGCAGAGUCAAGAUGGUAAAUUAGCAACUGAUGUUGUAUUAAAUACCCCAAAGGGUGUUGCAAUUAGUCCAUCUGGAGAGGUUUACUUUGCCGAUUCUGAUAAAUAUGCUAUUCGAAAGAUAACACUUUCUGGAACGAUAAUAACAAUUGCAGGAUCUGGAUUAUAUGGAUUUGCUGGAGACAAUGGAUACUCUUCACAAUUGAGUAAUUCAUAUGACAUUUUCAUCAACUCGCUUGGUGAAGCAUUCAUUGCUGACACUUAUAAUCAUAGAAUUAGAAAGAUUGAUGUUAACGGAAUAAUAAUGACAAUUGCAGGUAUUGUAACUUCAGGAUUUAGUGGAGAUGGUGGUUUAGCAACAAAGGCAGAACUAUUUGAACCGUAUGGAGUUGUAACUAGCUCUUCAGGAGAUGUAUUUAUUGCAGACACGAGCAAUUGUAGAAUUCGUAAAGUUUCGUCAAGUACUGGAAUAAUUACUACAGUGGCCGGUGGUACAUGUGGGUUUGGAGAUAAUGUUUUGGCUGUCGAUGCUCAAUUGAACACUCCGUAUGGAAUUUCAGUCAAUUCGAAAGGAGAAUUAUUCAUUGCUGACACUAAUAAUCAUAGAAUUAGAAAGGUUUCGUCUAGUGGGUUUAUUUCUACCAUUGCUGGUAAUGGAGUUGGAGGAUUUAGUGGAGACGGUGGAUUGGCAACUAAUGCUAACUUAUUCAAACCAAGUAAGGUCGUGGUCAACUCUAUUGGUGAAAUUUUUAUUGCUGACUCUUCCACAAAUAGAAUUCGUAAAAUUUUGACAAAUGGAACAAUUAUCACAAUAGCAGGAAAUGGAAAUAGCGGAUUCAACGGUGAUGAAGCAGAUGCUACAAAUUCUCAAUUGGGUUCUCCAUAUGGAAUUGCACUAAGCUCAACUGGAGAAAUUUAUAUUUCUGAUCAAGGUAAUAAUAGAAUUCGUAAACUAGUUCCAUAUUGUGUUAAUCAGGGUACAUUAGUGAACGGAUCUUGUUUCUACACAGAUUACAAUAAUAAUUCAACCAAGGAUAAUUCCAAUGUAUCCAAUAAUAAUCAAAUAUUGGCAGUAGUGUUACCAUCCGUUCUCGUUCCUGUAUUUUGCAUUGUUGCUGGUAUAGUUGUGGUUUUAUUGAUUUGUUGUGUUAUUUUCAGUAAGAGAACAAGAAAAGAAAAGUCAACUGAAAAAGUAGAGUCUGUUCCAAGAGAUUUGGAAAUGGCAAUAGAAAGUCAAACACUUCAAACAAUGGAAAGUGUCAAAUCAGAACCCACAGAUUUCCCAUCAGAGCAAAGUUUGUACUUCCAAUCAAUGGUAUCAAGCCAGUACAAGUCAGUAGCUUCAGAAUCUUCCAGUAAUAAUGCAGCUUCCAAAUAUAAUAUAUUAGAAAAGAUUGGAUCUGGUGCAUUUGGUUCUGUUUUCAGAGUAGAAGUCAAGAAAACAGGUGAUAUUAAGGCAGUUAAGGCACUGAAAUAUGUUGAUCACGAUGAUUUGAACAAUAUCAUGAAGGAAGGAAUUCAACUUUUGAAAAUGGAUCAUCCAAACAUUGUCAAAGUCAAUGAUAUGUUUGUAGAUAGUUCUCAAUUGGUAUUUAUUGAAAUGGAAUUCUAUGCCUAUGGUGAUUUAAGCACCCUGAUUCAAGACACGAAUACCAUUCACUCAGAAAUAUUAUUACGAAAAAUACUUGAACAAUCAUGCCAAGCUCUCCAAUAUAUUCAUGAAAAUCUUAAGAUUGUUCACAGAGAUAUCAAACCAUCAAAUAUCUUCCUCAAAUCAAUUGAUUUAGCAAAUGAUGAUAUUCAUAUUGUAUUGGCUGAUUUUGGAUUAGCCAAGGAUACACAGGGAUCCAUGGCCAAAUCAUUUGCUGGAACUCCUCUUUACAUGCCACUUGAAUUGAGUCUAGGAGUUAAUUACACAUUCAAUGCUGAUGUCUAUUCACUUGGUGUCACCAUGUAUCAACUCAUGACUAAGGAUGUACAAACCUCAAUAAGCUAUCUCUACAUGAACAAAAAUUCUAUUGAAACCAAACAAAUAUUGAGAAGUAAGAUGGAAGCACCGAAUACUUAUUCAGAUCAAUUGAUUGAUGUUGUUUUAAAUAUGAUUGAAAAGGAUAUGGAAAAGAGACCAUCAGAAGUUGACGUUCUCAAUCAAAUGAAAUGAAUUUGAUAUUUAUUGGAAUGAGAUCCAGUCCUUCCAAGUGAGCUCGGGUGGAUAUGAUAUUUAAUCUUUUCAUUAAAAUAUUAAACCUUCCUUCAUGU
This is a messenger RNA of Naegleria gruberi, 3212 nucleotides long. RefSeq lists its product as uncharacterized. Bases 1 to 3114 code for a protein of 1037 amino acids. Gene Ontology annotation, molecular function: ATP binding; protein kinase activity; protein binding. Gene Ontology annotation, biological process: protein phosphorylation. Lineage: Eukaryota; Heterolobosea; Eutetramitea; Acrasida; Naegleriidae. The record is from RefSeq and is a predicted model, not a curated record. The transcript has a single exon.